This is a messenger RNA of Zingiber officinale, 1089 nucleotides long. Its product is annotated as aquaporin TIP3-1-like. Gene Ontology annotation, cellular component: membrane. The record is from RefSeq and is a predicted model, not a curated record. Gene Ontology annotation, molecular function: water channel activity. The transcript has 3 exons. Gene Ontology annotation, biological process: transmembrane transport; water transport. The coding region runs from base 193 to 957 and encodes 254 amino acids. NCBI's taxonomy places the organism in Eukaryota, Viridiplantae, Streptophyta, Magnoliopsida, Zingiberales, Zingiberaceae.
CUUCAUCGACGUGCCAUGCCUCUAACUCAUCUCCCUCGCACGCGUCGCUUCUCCUCUCCUCCACUUCCCUCCUUUAACCUCCCCUCGCCUCACCGUCCAUGACUAUGCAAAAGCCUCCUUCAGUACUGCAACAGCCGGCCAGAAGAGCAACUCAGCAACAGCGUUGAUUCUGUGAUCAAAAGGGCUGCAGCCAUGCAGCCUCGCAGGUUCGCCUUAGGCCGCACCGAGGACGCCGUUCACCCAGACACCAUGCGCGCCGCCCUCUCGGAGUUCAUCGCCACCGCCCUCUUCGUCUUCGCCGCCGAGGGCUCCAUUCUCUCUCUCGGGAAGCUGUACGAGGACGCGUGCACCCCUGGCGGGCUGGUGGUGUUGGCCACCGCCCACGCGUUUGCUCUGGCCGUGGCAGUGUCCGUCGCCUACAACGUAUCCGGAGGCCACGUAAACCCGGCCGUCACGCUCGGCGCUCUCGUCGGCGGCCGGAUUUCCCUCAUCCGAGCGGUGUUUUAUUGGGUGGCCCAGCUCCUCGGCGCCGUCGUCGCCACUCUCCUCCUCCGCCUCGCAACCGGCGGCAUGAGGCCGGUGGGGUUUUCCGUGGCGUCGGGCGUCAGCGACUGGCACGCGGUGCUCCUGGAGAUCGUGAUGACCUUCGGGCUGGUGUACACCGUGUACGCGACUGCGAUCGACCCCAAGAGGGGGGACCUCGGGACCAUCGCGCCGCUGGCCAUCGGGUUCAUACUAGGAGCCAACAUUCUGGCGGGCGGGCCGUUCGACGGAGCAGCCAUGAAUCCGGCGCGGGCGUUCGGACCAGCGCUGGUCGGAUGGAGGUGGAAGAGCCAUUGGGUGUACUGGGUGGGCCCGUCCGUAGGGGCGGCGUUGGCAGGGCUGGUUUACGAAUUCCUAGUGAUCCCGUCGGAGGCGGCUCGUUCUCACCAACCUCUAGCACCCGAAGACUACUAGCUAUCGCUCUGCUUUCGCUCUCGCUCACGCUACUGUUGUAGAGUGGAUUGUAGGAACAUCGCAUCUCAGUAUUGUAAUAAGUGGCACCUGAUCUAUUAGCAGAGUAAUCUUGCCGUCGGCUAUUUUAAUAUU